This is a messenger RNA of Micromonas commoda, 963 nucleotides long. Its product is annotated as glycosyltransferase family 2 protein. The transcript has a single exon. The record is from RefSeq and is a predicted model, not a curated record. Lineage: Eukaryota; Viridiplantae; Chlorophyta; Mamiellophyceae; Mamiellales; Mamiellaceae. The coding region runs from base 1 to 963 and encodes 320 amino acids.
AUGGGUCGUGCCAAGAAGGCAACCGCAUCUCCCGGACGCCUCGGUGAUCUCUCAUCGUCCUCGUCAGGCUCGCUAGAAGGCGCGGCGAGGGGUCGAAACACCACAAUCGUCAUCCCGUGCUACAACGAAGCCGAGCGACUGCGCACGGACGAGUUCCUGGCGUUCGCCAGGAGGGAACACGACACCCAGCUAUUGUUUGUCAACGAUGGCAGCACCGACGAUACAUCUGAUGUGAUCAGGAGCAUGAGAAGGCGCUGCCCCGACCGCAUCGAUGUCGUGGACAUGCCCGUGAACGUCGGCAAGGCCGAGGCGGUGAGGCGCGGAAUGCAGAUCGGGUGCAUGAGCGGAAGCAGAUUCGUGGGCUUCUGGGAUGCCGACCUCGCCACGCCUCUGGACCAUGUCGCGAUGUUUAAGGAGGUCAUGGAGGACAAGCCCGAGGUCGACAUGGUGUUCGGCGCCCGGGUCGGCCUAUUGGGUCGCGACAUACGGCGGUCCAUGAAGCGUCACUACCUGGGCCGGGUGUUCGCAACAUUGGCAUCCAUCACGCUGGGGUUGGGGGUGUACGACACGCAGUGCGGAUCGAAGCUGUUUCGCGUGGACGACAGGGGUGAUUUGGAGACGGUGAUUUCCAUGCCGUUCCACACCAGGUGGGUGUUCGAUUGCGAGAUGAUAGGGAGGUUCAGUGCCCUGCGGCGAUCGCGGGUGAGGGGAGGGGUCAGGAAAUGGGGCAAAGUAGACGAUGGGGACAUGAGCGGGUCCAUCUAUGAGUAUCCACUGCAUCGGUGGGAAGACGUUGGCGGAAGUAAGGUAAAGUCGAGCGACGUGAUCAAGAUGGCGUGGGGGCUGAUGCAGGUGCGGAGGAGAUAUUUCUGGCGGCGGUGGCCGGUCCUAGCGCCAUCUAGGACAGGGUGGGAGGGUUGGGUGGAUGGGUGGAAUUUUGCUUUCAAGCCCAGGUUCAAUUGA